This is a messenger RNA of Oppia nitens, 1063 nucleotides long. Its product is annotated as syntaxin-8-like. Gene Ontology annotation, cellular component: endomembrane system; SNARE complex. The coding region runs from base 356 to 1063 and encodes 235 amino acids. The record is from RefSeq and is a predicted model, not a curated record. Gene Ontology annotation, molecular function: SNARE binding; SNAP receptor activity. Gene Ontology annotation, biological process: vesicle fusion; intracellular protein transport. The transcript has 9 exons. Lineage: Eukaryota; Metazoa; Arthropoda; Arachnida; Sarcoptiformes; Oppiidae.
CACAUGUAUUUACAUAAACAACUGCUGUGUCUGUACUUUAAAGUCGAGGAAAAAAGUUUUGUCUAAAAAAAAUGAAACCAAAUGCGUGUGCAAUGAAUGGAUGAGCAAAUGCAAGACCAGUGAAGGAAACCCUAACCGACAGCUCACACACCGACACAACGUUGCUAUGAAUACUGCUAUCUCUAUACUAACACUGAAGCAAAUGUUAGGCCAACUUUUAUGAGACGGCGUAACCCACAACACAAUACUGUUUAACUGAAUCAUAAGCACUUAAUAUUAAGUAACCAUUUAUUUGUAUAACUUGUGAUACCAUUGAGGAGAUAAUUGGAGAAAUACAAGACAUUAGAUGUGAACAAUGGCCACUUCGGAUCAAUGGCUUACCGAUUAUGAUAUCAUUGAUGAAAAUGGCAACGAAUUGAUGCAUAAAAUUAGUCAAAGAAAUCAGUUCCCGAAGAAUUCAAUUGCAUUUUCGCGAACUGACAUUCAGGUCCAGCAAAUGAUGAAGAAUUUUAGUCAACGAUUAUCACAAUUACAGCAACAAUUGAUCCAAAACUCGAAAUCUAAUCAAUUAACUACGGCCGAAAUGGAGAGACGGCAACGACUGGUCGAUAAUUUGAACUAUAGAUACAAACAAAUGGAGAUAUCGUUGGCCAACCCGGACGCUGACCGCAGAAGUGCUCUUUUGGGAAAUCAAAGUCAAUCAAUAUACGGAACAAAUGGCAAUCAAGACAUCGAAAGGGGCGAAACUACUGCCGACCGAAACCUAACGUCACAGCAAUAUCAACAACAACGACAACUCUUGAUGAGAGAACAAGACAAAGGUUUGGAGUCGUUAUCAGAAAUAAUUGAACGACAAAAACAUUUGGCUCAAGGAAUCAGCUCUGAAAUCGACAUACAAAAUGAAAUAAUUGAUGACAUCGGAGAUGCAAUGGAUCAGACAAACGAUCGACUUUUAAGAAAUACUAGAAAUAUAAGAAAAGUUGGUCUAAAAUCGGGAACUUGUUGUUAUUGGGUAAUCAUUACACUAUUAUUUGUAGCAAUUAUCACCGUUUCAUUUAUUUAG